Messenger RNA from Mya arenaria, 2297 nucleotides. RefSeq lists its product as uncharacterized. The coding region runs from base 260 to 1639 and encodes 459 amino acids. The transcript has 9 exons. The record is from RefSeq and is a predicted model, not a curated record. Gene Ontology annotation, molecular function: carbohydrate binding. Lineage: Eukaryota; Metazoa; Mollusca; Bivalvia; Myida; Myidae.
CAUAGUUUUGAAUAAAAUUGCCUGAAUGUUUUAAACUUGUUAUAUAAUGCAUUGUAAAGCCAGUUGCCAUCGAGGAAUACAGGCUAACGCAUUGCUUUCAAACUGCUGCUGAAUAAAAUAGUUAAUAUAAGAUGCUAGCUCUUUUAUUGUUUUGUUUCACGUUAAGUAUUAUUUAAGGGUUUACUUGGACACACACUGACUAGGACCAGAAUUCUGGGAGCUUCGUAAAAAACAAAUUCAUUUAAACUAUUUGUUAAACAUGUAUAUCCGAUCAAUUAUUUCAUUGGAGAUAAUCAUACAGAUAUAUCUUGUAGUUUUGUACACAAAACUUGCGCUAUUCUGUGGUUUAACUGAAGGACAGGACUUUGAAUUUAAACAAGCUGGCUAUGACAAAAUUGAUAUCCCGAGUCCGAAAGUUUGGAUACGCGAUGUAAGUUUUGAAGUCUGCAGGGAUGAAUGUAAGGUCCGUCCAUCUUGCACGGCCGUGAAUUACCACACAUUUGUCUUUCUGUGCGAACUGGACCUAGAGCCUAGUCCUGAAGUUGUUCCGACCACAGACAGAGGUCUACUCUACUGGAUUAAAACGACCCUAGAGGACCAGAUACAGUGUGGCACAGAAUCAUGUGGACGUGGCUUUGUAUGCGAUAAACAGAAGAACAAAUGUGAAGUGAAAGAAUGUGGAACGUUAUCGAUUCCAAAUAGCACCGUCAUCCUCGGCAACGUCAACGCAGUCGGAGCCAAGUUACAGAUGCGGUGUAAGGACGAGUUUCUUGCACUAGGACCGGCAUUCAUCACUCUAACGUGUGGAACGAACGGCAAUUGGAGUACAGACCGAUUGGUUUGCAUUAAAGAUCCUGAAUGCAAGGGGCAGUUCGAAGUUUGCACCCAGAUUGGUAACUAUGAUGGCUGUAACAGCAACGAUGAACUUGGCGAGUGUUUCUGCAAACACGCAGUCAAUGAAACUGACAAAAACAAAUGUUGCGAAGAGUGCAGCAAUGAGAAAGAAGAGAAAUGUUGUACGGACAGUGACAUGGAUUGUGGGACGGCGAACAUAGGCGAAUGCUUUUGCGAGUUUGGGAGAAAUUCUUCUGGAAAAUGCUAUCCUGAAUGCAAGGGGCAGUUCGAAGUUUGCACCCAGAUUGGUGACUAUGAUGGCUGUAACAGCAACGAUGAACUUGGCGAGUGUUUCUGCAAACACGUCAAUGAAACUGACAAAAACAAAUGUUGCGAAGAGUGCAGCGAUGACGACAAAGAGAAAUGUUGUACGGACAGUGACAUGGAUUGUGGGAUGGCGAACAUAGGCGAAUGCUUUUGCAAGUUUGGGGAAGAUCCUUCUGGGACAUGCUUCUCGGGACAUGUGAUUAUAUGCGAGGACAAUAGCAGUUCCGUCGAAUGUCCUCUUGGCAAAAAUAUAUCUGUGUACGACGCCUACUACGGACGGACACACGACAAUACUGUCUGUUUCCAUCCAGCCACUACCGACCAGAACUGUCGCGCAGAUAACUCAACCGAAAUGAUCAAGACUGAUUGCAACGACAAACAGGAAUGCAAGUUGGAGGCAAAAUUUGUCCAUUUUGGUGAUCCAUGCCCAGGAACCUACAAAUACAUUGAAGUGAAAUUCUUCUGUGUUGGGGCAUAAAACAGCCGGUUUAUGACUAUGUACAAGUGAAAACAGUAACUGCGCACACAAAUAACUGUCUGAAAAUGGUAGAGACCAUUCGGAACUCCUCGGUCGUUUAUAUCGAAAACAACCUCGGAUGUAAAUGGACGGUUAACAAUGUUAGAAAUCGGUACACUUUAACUCCGCUGCAAGUAGAUUGCGUAUAAUCUAAUUUAGCAGUUAAACUUUAUGACUUAACUGUUGGGAAAUUAUGUUUGCAAUAAUACACUUCACUGGCAAUCAAUUUAAACACAGUUACUUGUUUCUACAAAUACAAGCUAAAACACAAUAUUUAUUUAACUAUAAAUCAAAAUUUUACGAACUACUUCUACUGAUGUACCGACAAACAUCCGAGGUUGUUUUCGAUACAAAUGGCCGAGGAGUUCCGAAUUGGUUAAAACAAAUCAAGAUAUAUUUGAUAUUUUUAUCAUUUAAAGUAUAGGUAAACACGGAUAAGUUUGUCUGCUUUGUGACUUUAUCCCGCUGCUAUAUAUAACCAAAAACAUCCAAAUCAAAUGUGAUAAAAUUUUAAUCUUCAUCGAAUUAUGCAUGAUAUGUGUUUGUUCAAGAGGAUGAGUUGUGAUAUUUACAUUAUUUUCUAUGGCUGGAAAUAAAAUCUUAUGCUGUUUGGUGUGAA